AUGACUGAUUAUCGUGUAAAACGAGGCGAAAGAUUGAAGAAAUAUGGACUGGACGCCUCGUUUUCCCUGCUUAGUAUAUGGCUCCCGCACCGGUUCGAGCGACGAUUUCCCAGGGCGCGACGCGGAGCGCGACGCAUAAGCGGACGCACGAUCUCGUCGGGCAUGAUUCGCUCGAUAUUCAGGGCUUGCAGGUCGGCGGCGAACAGGAUGCCGCCGCCGGAGCAUAUCAUGCCCGUGGCGGCGCGCGCGACUGCGAGAUCUGCGCGCCAGUCAUUCCAUCACGUCCCAACGGUGACGCGUCCAUCUUCGUCCUUCGCCGCGCGAUCGGGAGUGAACCAGCAGCGGCCGUCGUUCGCAUGCUCAGAAAUCGCUGGACGGGCUCACUCUUUCAGCACUGAGUCUUCCGAAGAGAAGAAAGAGGACGAUAAGGCAGGGGAGGACGAUGAGACGGAGGGAGCGGAGGACGGCGAGGACGUCAACGAAGACGAGGUCGCAGAUGAGGAGGUGCAGAAGCUGACGGCUGAGUUGAGCGAGAAGACAGCGCAGGUUAAGGAUCUGAACGAUAAGCUCCUCCGUACGCUUGCGGACAUGGAAAACUUGAGGGAGCGGACGAGGCGACAAGCGGAGACGGCCGAGAAGUUCGCCAUCCAGGGUUUCUGCAAGGAUCUCCUUGACGUCGCCGACAACCUCGCGAGAGCAUCUGCUACCGUCGACCCCGAGGCCCUGGAGACGGAGACCGACGCGGCUAACAUUAAAAACGUACUCGCUUCGCUGCACGAGGGCGUGCUCAUGGUGGAGAAGCAGUUGAUGUCCACCUUUGGGAAGCACGGCGUGGUGAAGUUUGACCCGGCGGAGGGUGACCCGUUCAAUCCCAACGAUCACAUGGCGUUGUUCAACGUUCCAAAGGGCGAGAAGGAGGCGGGGACGGUCGCAGCCGUGACCAAGGUGGGGUACAAACUCCAUGAUAGGGUGAUCCGCCCGGCCGAAGUCGGCGUGUUCCAGAGCUAA
Molecule: messenger RNA, 1008 nt
Organism: Micromonas commoda
Lineage: Eukaryota; Viridiplantae; Chlorophyta; Mamiellophyceae; Mamiellales; Mamiellaceae
Exons: 1
Coding region: 1-1008 (335 amino acids)
Biological process (GO): protein import into mitochondrial matrix; protein folding
Cellular component (GO): PAM complex, Tim23 associated import motor
Molecular function (GO): protein homodimerization activity; protein-folding chaperone binding; adenyl-nucleotide exchange factor activity
Source: RefSeq, a predicted model, not a curated record